GGGAGAACAACAUAGAUCCUAUGAUCUUAUCGUUUGGAGGACCUAAUUGAUUUUUAUUUUUGUUACAUCCAAAUUUCUGUUUGGCAAUACAUCAAGAUGAUCAACGGCUCAAUGUCGACACUUUAGAAAAGUCAACAAUAUUGACGGCAGGUAACUCGCCACGUCUGUGUGUAUAUACUGAUGAUUUGAGUGAUUGACGUUCCUGCUUCCUACUUUCCGGAUUACAUUUCCGGUCAACCAAUCACCUGCCGCAGAGGUAGAGCGAUCUUCUACAAAAACCCGUCCACAUUCAUCAGAAGCAUUUCCCAUUCAGCCAUUCUACAAUCCUAUUUGUUUCGUCUUCCUUGAGCGAGGAGAAGGUGCUGUUUUCUUUCUUUUUUGUCCUCAGUCAAUCAUAACCGGAUCCAUGGCGGCGAAAUCGUUCAAGUACGUGAUCGUCGGUGGCGGGGUUGCUGCUGGCUAUGCUGCUAGGGAGUUUGCCAAGCAGGGAGUUAAGCCUAGAGAGCUAGCAGUUAUUUCCAAAGAGUUGGUGGCUCCAUAUGAGCGCCCAGCCCUUAGCAAAGCUUACCUCUUUCCUGAAGGUGCUGCUAGACUCCCAGGCUUUCAUACAUGCGUUGGAAGUGGAGGGGAAAGAUUGCUCCCCGAGUGGUACGCAGAGAAAGGUAUUUCGUUGAUCCUGGGUACUGAAAUAGUGAAAGCAGAUCUCGCUUCAAAGACGCUUGUUAGUGCAGCUGGGGAAUCGUUUAAAUAUGGAGUACUGCUUAUUGCAACUGGUUCAACAGUUAUAAGGUUGUCAGAUUUUGGUGUGCAAGGUGCUGAUGCCAAAAACAUCUUGUACUUGAGAGACAUUGAUGAUGCUGAUAAGCUUGUGGAAGCAAUAAAUUCAAAGAAAAACGGAAAGGCUGUUAUUGUUGGUGGAGGGUACAUUGGACUUGAGCUUAGUGCUGUACUAAGAAUGAACAACAUCGAUGUCACUAUGGUAUACCCAGAACCAUGGUGCAUGCCCAGGCUCUUCACAGCUGAGAUUGCUGCUUUCUACGAAGAGUAUUAUAAGAACAAAGGAGUCAAAAUCAUCAAGGGUACUGUCGCAUCUGGAUUUGUUUCCCAUACUAAUGGGGAGGUGAAGGAAGUUAUACUGAAGGAUGGCCGAGUAUUGGAAGCUGACAUCGUCGUUGUUGGUGUUGGAGGAAGGCCUCUUACUACACUGUUCAAGGGGCAGAUUGAGGAGGAGAAAGGUGGAAUUAAGACUGAUGGGUUUUUCAAGACAAAUGUUCCUGAUGUAUAUGCUGUUGGUGAUGUUGCCACCUUCCCUCUGAAGUUGUACAAUGAACUCAGAAGAGUUGAACAUGUUGAUCAUGCUCGCAAAUCUGCAGAACAAGCUGUAAAGGCAAUAUAUGCAAGCCAACAAGGGACCAGCAUAGAUGCAUAUGACUACCUUCCCUACUUUUAUUCCCGCGCGUUUGAUUUGUCGUGGCAGUUCUAUGGUGACAAUGUGGGUGAAACAGUACUAUUCGGGGACAAUGACCCAAAAUCUACAAGCCACAAGUUUGGACAGUAUUGGAUCCAAAACGGGAAAGUUGUGGGUGCAUUCUUGGAGAGUGGGACUCCUGAAGAGAAUAAGGCUGUUUCCAAAGUGGCAAGGGAUCAGCCUUCUGUUCUAAGCUUGGAAGAAUUAGCAAGGGAAGGCCUAAACUUUGCUGCUAAGAUCUGAACUUUCCUUUACACUUAUCACAUGAUUACUAUUUUUGUUGAAAGAUUUCUAUAUGCUUAUCACAUGAUUACUGACAUUGUAAGUUUGAUAAUGUAAUUUGAAGUCCACAUAAGGUUUGCGCCACUCUUUAAUUUCUAUUUUAACCUCUUGUGAGUUGUGAGUUUUAUUGUUUCCUUC
Molecule: messenger RNA, 1888 nt
Organism: Cuscuta europaea
Lineage: Eukaryota; Viridiplantae; Streptophyta; Magnoliopsida; Solanales; Convolvulaceae
Source: the annotation of a GenBank genome assembly